Molecule: messenger RNA, 1686 nt
Organism: Momordica charantia (bitter melon)
Lineage: Eukaryota; Viridiplantae; Streptophyta; Magnoliopsida; Cucurbitales; Cucurbitaceae
Product: putative methylesterase 12, chloroplastic
Biological process (GO): salicylic acid metabolic process; jasmonic acid metabolic process
Molecular function (GO): methyl indole-3-acetate esterase activity; methyl jasmonate esterase activity; methyl salicylate esterase activity
Source: RefSeq, a predicted model, not a curated record
GUUUCCAAGUCUUCCCCGUUGAAGCUGUUCUUCACGAGAGUCAAAUUUUCCCGUUACACGUCGGUACCACUGAUUAGCAGUAAGUAGGAUUAAACGCGAUUUCUAAACAUUGUUUCACAUUUCACACGGAUUCAGCAUUAAAACUCUUGGAAAUUCUGCAACCCCAAGUCGGCCCGCCCGCCCCUUUUUCACCUCAUAUUCAACAACUCCCUCUUUUGUUCUUUUUACCCACUCCCGCUAUCGCCCUCGCUAACUAAAAUCAUGGGGAAACAAAACCCCAGCAAGGGGGUGGAGAGAAUGCCAAAUUUCUCGCCUUAGACUUCGUUUUUGUCUGAUUUCUCUUGGUUUUUGUUCGAAAAGAUUUCUGGGUUUUGCUGGGAAUUAGCUUCUGAAAAAUGGGUAAUCGCCUAAUUUGCAAGUCAAAGAAGGAUGUGAACGAGAAUGGGUCUAAAAGCAGGAGAAUGGGUCGGUCGCAGAGGAAGUUGCAGAGUGAGGAGGAGUUUUUGCAGAAGCAAGCUCUCUCGUUGGCUCUUCAACAGCUCCAAUUAUCACAGAGGUUCGAUGGAUCGACUUCCAAAAGAGUUGGUUCAACAAGCUCUCGGAGACGUAAUCUCUCCGAUCCAUUCUCUAAUGGGAAACAGAGUCAGAGCAAGAGAGAUUCAAAGUUGUAUGGAGCAGAUGUAACUUCAGGCGAAGCAAAUCUGCAGGCACCAGAAUUUCUGGAAAAUCUGAAAGCAAAAAAAUUUGUUUUAAUUCAUGGUGAAGGGUUUGGAGCUUGGUGCUGGUACAAAACGAUUUCUCUACUGGAGGAAGUCGGAUUGUCUCCCAUAGCCAUCGAUCUCAAAGGUUCCGGUAUUGAUCUAACAGAUACAAACAGGGUGAAUACUCUUGCAGAGUUUUCAAAGCCAUUGACUGAUUAUCUACAAGAUCUUCCUGAUGAUGAAAAGGUUGUUCUAGUAGGUCACAGUAGCGGAGGCGCUUGUCUUUCUUAUGCAUUGGAGCAUUUUCCGAAUAAGAUAUCGAAAGCAAUUUAUAUCUGUGCGACGAUGGUGGCUACUGGCCAGAGACCUUUUGAUGUGUUCAUGGACGAGCUUGGAUCUGAAGAGACUUUUAUGAAAGACUCAAAACUUUUUAUCUAUGGGAAUGGAAAAGAUAAACCUCCUACAGGGUUCAUGUUCGAGAAAGAGCAAAUGAAGGGGUUGUACUUCAAUCAGUCUCCUACAAAGGAUGUUGCAUUGGCAAUGGUUUCCAUGAGACCUUUCCCACUUGGUCCAAUCAUGGAGAAGCUUUCACUGUCCCCCAAAAACUACGGGACCGGGCGACGAUUCUUCAUUCAAACACUGGACGAUCACGCUCUCUCGCCUGAUGUUCAAGAAAAGCUGGUCAGGGAAAACCCACCUGAAAGAGUUUUCAAGAUCAAAGCCAGUGAUCACUGCCCUUUUUUCUCUAAGCCUCAGUCACUUCACAAAAUCCUCCUGGAAAUUGCUCAAAUACCAUAAACUAGCCUCUCUCUCUCAUAGAAAGAACAAAGUGAAGAAUUUUUUUUUCUUUUUUUCUUUCUUGUUUUCCUUUUUAAGUUAUUUAUUUAUAGUAGAACCAAAAAAAGGCUGGACGGAGAUCAGUCAUCUUCUGGUGUUAGAUAUUUCUAGUGAUAUAAAAGGAAAAUCAUUAUUGUUCUUGUAAAAA